Molecule: messenger RNA, 4714 nt
Organism: Seriola aureovittata
Lineage: Eukaryota; Metazoa; Chordata; Actinopteri; Carangiformes; Carangidae
Product: macrosialin-like
Exons: 6
Coding region: 94-1149 (351 amino acids)
Cellular component (GO): membrane
Source: RefSeq, a predicted model, not a curated record
UAUUUAGCAGAGACGCAGAGGUGUUGUUCCACAUUGAGCGAGUGUCAAGAGAAGUGCAGCAGGAAGAGGUUCCGUCAGUCAGCACCUGUCACCAUGAAGACGGCUGUUGUGUUCAUUGUUGUCUGCUGCGCUGUCUCAGCGCUGUCAUCAGCUGAAGACAGGAAGAAAUCCAAACCUUCUGCAUCUGUGUCCCCUGCGGAGCAGUUUGGCAGCUCGGAAAGCCCCGAGCCUACAACACCCACAACCAAGCCUACAACAACCACCCCCAAACCUACAACCACCCCCAAGCCUACAACAACCACCCCCAAACCUACAACCACCCCCAAGCCUACAACAACCACCCCCAAGCCUACAACCACCCCCAAGCCUACAACAACCACCCCCAAACCUACAACCACCCCCAAACCUACAACCACCACCCCCAAACCUACAACCACCACCCCCAAGCCUACAACCACCACCCCUAAGCCUACAACCACCACCCCAAAGCCUACAACCACUACCCCCAAGCCUACAACCCAACCUGUUCCAGAACCCACCCCACCCACCAACUUGACUGUAGGAAACUACAGUCUAAUGACUGACAAAAAAGUGGUUUGUCUGAUGGCCCACAUGGCGCUGCAGAUCCGAUUGGUAACAGCAAAGGCCAAUGGAACCUUUAUUGUUCAGCCAACAAAGACCAAGACUACAGGAAGUUGUGGGGAAACAAAGGCGAACCUGACCCUUGUCUUCAAAGAGGGCUUUAUCACCUUCAUGUUCAACAAGAGCGUCGCUAAUAAUUCUGCCUACGUCGAUGCUCUGUCUUUCGAUUUCUCCUACGCCUUCACCAAGGGAGCUCUAAAGAGUUAUCUCGCCAACAACAAGUCGAUGCAUCUCUUUCCUGCGAAGAUCGGACACUCCUACUCCUGCAAGGGUGAAUCUCUUUACAUGGGGAAUGGACUGUACCUGGAUGUCAAUCAAGACAAGAUGCAGGCCUUCAAUCUGACCAAGAGCGGUGACUUUGGCUCGCCUGACGUCUGUCCUGCUGACAAGCCCAAUUACAGUGUGGCCAUCGGGGUGGGUGUGACACUGCUGGUGCUCAUCGUGAUUGUGGUGGUGGCCUACCUGCUGAGCCGCAAGAGGAGGAGCGACGGUUACCAGACUCUGUGAGGUGGGCCGGGCGGAGGGCCGUAAGAGGUCACCCAGAGGUGACUCCCGUUAGAAACCCAAGUCAGUGAGGCGGUGAGGGGCACUUCCACCGAGGCCUAACCAUUCCUGCCACUUUAUAGUGCUUUAAUGUAAUCAGUAAAUUAAUUUAAAAAGCUGUUAUAAAUUGAUUAAAUUUAAAUGUUGUAUUGAUAAGUUCAAAGUAAAAACAAUAUCAUUAAAUUUAAAUUCUUCUAUUCUGACUCACAAAAAACAUUUUGAAAAGACACUUAUUUUUAACUUUUUUUGGUUCCAUUUACUUAUUCCAUUGUCGCUAAAUUUUAAUCUUGCAGUUGAUUCAUUUUCUGCUGUAACAUUUAGAGUUGUGAUCGAUUUGAUGAGCUGUUUAAGCGGCGGGUCAAAGUCCGGCCCACAGAACAGCAGAUGGAGCGCUGACAUAACCUGGCCUUGGCCUUUAGAUAUAACUUCCAGUUGACACACUUCUUUACACUGGAUUAAAACUUUAAAACACAAAACGAAUUCAUUGAAGUUUAAGCAAAUGGAAUAACAAAAAGUAAAAUUUAAAAACUUUACAUUUGAGUUGUAGUUUUAUUUAAAAUCAAUUAUUAAUUCACUAUUUAGAGAGACAACAAAGAAACAGCAUUAGUAAUUGUAAAAUUUAAAUAUUUAUAUGUUUUUACUUUGAAUUUAAUAAUCUAUCAUUUAAAUACAAAUUUGAUUAAUCAAUAGCUCUUGUAUUAUUAUUCCAGUGGCACACUGCUGACUCCAUACAUAUAGGUUUUAAAAGCCAAUAUAAAACAAUUUGUUUUUUAAAUUUUAGCCCAUUUUUAUAUGAUAUUUUUUACCCCAGAAGAUUACACAAAGUCACUGGAAUUUGACGCCAGAAUAUUUUUCCCAUCAUCCUUUGACAGAAUGUUUCCAUAUUUGGACACUAAACAUGAUGAUACUAACAAUGACAUGUCGAUACAAACUGACAUCACACGUGUGUAAAACUGACCACAGCGCUUCAUCAUAAUCAGAAAGGUUAUGUUUUUACAUUAGACAGCCAGUGUAUUAAAGGGUCAGUAUUGUGAUGAGUUUAUAUUCAGUUUCUUACAAGAGGCUAGUAUUGGUUUCUUAUAUCAGUCUAACCCACAUAACUCUCUCACUGAGCAGUGGAAGUGAAAUAUACAUAUAUAUUUAUACAUAUAUAUAGAUUGAUAUACAGCUUGUUUUGACAAAUACAGUUUAAAUUCUGCAUCUAUGUGUGAGCAUUAUGUGUCAAAUGUUUUGUUCUUCUUCUGCUGUUUUUUUUAAGAAUCAAAUGUUGUGUGUUCUGUCGUCCAGGGAUUUUAUUAUUGAAAAGAAGGGAAUUUAUCCAAUUACUAACUUUACAGGUGAUUAUGAUGUGUUUGCAUUAUUAAUCAGCACAAAAGGGAUAUUUACACAGAUGUUUGUAAGGGAUUAUUUCUACCUUAUCAACAUUAAUUGCACUGAUUGAUGUUCCAGCUUAUUAUUACUUUUGCUUGUUUAAUACUAUAUGUAGCUGAUGCUGUGUUUUCAUAGAAAUGCAAGGAUGGACAAUCCAGGCAUGAACUAGAUUAGAUUUUUAAUAGGUCAUACAUUCAUCACAUCUCAGGAGUCCAUCUCUCCUCCCCCCACCAAGUCCACUUCACUGCCCUGAAGCUAUACUUUGGCAUUUGGGAAAUAUGUUUAUUCGCUCUGCAGCUGUUUCCCCUUGUUCUCAAUCUAUAUGCUAAGCUAAGCUAACUGACUCCUCGCUCUAGCUUCAUAUAUGAUGCACAGUUAUGAGACUUGUAUCGAUCUUCCCGUCUCACUCUCAACAAGGAAGCAAAUCAGCUGUUUCCCAAAAUGUCGUACUGUUCCUUUAAACAUGCAAAAAGUGACGACCAAAGACAGAUUGUGUUGUGCAUUCAUUGCAACAGAGUGGGCAUAACAAAAAAAAAAAAAAAAAAGCAUGUUGAGAAAACAAUCUCACAACAGUCGUUCAUUUAGUAGCUGUUGAUCAUAUCGCAUGACCUUCAUCGACCUACGGUGGCCCUGAGAGCUCAACACGCCGCAGCUUAAGAAAACACGUGCAAACAGACGAAACACAAACAACUUCAAAAAAACAUCUGCAUCAGUUUGACGACACAUGUGCUGCAGAUACACACAACACAACUAUAUACACAAACACUGCAAAUGCUCCCAACACAACGGAAGUGUUUCCAGGGGACACGAAAAAGCGACGAACCCGGCUGUGACGCACUUGCACGGACGUGUCAUGCGACACGUCCGUGCAAGUGCGUCACAGCCGGGUUCGUUGCUUUUUGGUGUCCCCUGGAAACGCUCACACCAUUGUGUUGUGAUUAUUCGCAGCACAUUUGUGUAUUUUAUUGUGUUGUGUGUAUCUGCAGCUCAUGUGUCGUCAAACGGAUGAAUCCGUUUUCCGAAUUUGUUUGUGUUUCGUCUGUUUGCGCGUGUUUUCUUAAGUUGCGGCGUGUUGAGCUGCUGAUGAAAAUAAAAGUUUGAUUGAAAGGUCUGGAACAGUUACUAAAACAAACCCCUGUUGAUGAGAUCGUUUUCUCAAAUGUUGUGUUUCCAAAUCCUCAAAUAUGUUAUGCUGCGUUCAAGUACCUGACAAAAAUGGUGGAAUUGCAACUUUGAAUUGAAUAUUGAGUUUAAAGGGUCAGUUCACCCAAAUCACUGACAGACUUACCGUUUCUCUCCCCCCCUGGUGGCAUCGAGCCGUGCAGGUGGUUUCAGUUUUCUGUGCUCAGGUUGUGAGAUUUCAGCUUUUGAAUCUUCUGCCUUCCACUUUAAUACGACGCAGGUGAAUGAAAUGUUGUUUGUGCUCCUCAGAGCACUGAGAAAUGUAAUCUAAAAAUCACAAACACCAUCUUGUGUUUUCAGAAACCACGUCCUGGUUACUGAGCGUGAUGCACAGAUGUAGCUGGCAACAGUUUUUAUAGGGACUACUUUUUCCAACAGAAAGGAGUUCUGGUGAAAACUGUUGUCAGGCAUGUCUUUGGAUUAUCUGAGGAACCAGGACGUGCUUUCUGGAGAAAUAAGGUGGUGAAGAGUUUUUCAAGUUGUCAUUUUUCAGUGAUGUGAGCAUCACAGUUACAUUUCCACUCUUCUGCAUUGUGUUGGUGUGGAAGCUGAAAUCUCAGAGGCUGAGAUCUCAAAACCUGGACGAAUGAAACCAAACCCAUCUGCAGAGUUAGACCCCGUAAGAGUGACAUGAUUUGUGUGAACUGGCUCUUUAAGCCGUACCUUCACUAAAUCCUCAGUGUUCCGGUGUUAAUGUGAUAAACAGUGGCGUGGUGGGCGGAGUAGACUGUGGAAGUGAUUGACUGGAACAUGUGUCAGCAUCUGCAGUAGUUAUGAAGAGUAAGGGAGCUGUAGUUCGGAUCACUUGUUGAGCUGACGGACUGAGCUGCUGCUCACAGCUGCAGUUCCACAUUUCAUCCAUCAGGUGAUGCUGUGAAGUCAGGGAGUGAAAGGAGAUGAGGGAACUAUACACAGUGUGUGAGCACUUUUACCUGUUGUUAACUUCCUGUGCCAAUAAAGAUUGAUAUAUUCUUAA